AUGAGGUUUUCCACACGUCAAAUGGCAAUGGUUCUGUCUCUUUCCUGUCUAGAGCGUCUAAGUGCUUUGAGCGGUCUCGCUCGAGUACGCAGGAAUGUCCUGUUGAUCGACUCGGGAGAGUAUCGCAAUGGACCAACGAGACACAUGCACGACGUCAUCGGCUUCGACGGAGUCACACCAGCGUACUACCGCUGGGCCGCUCGCCAGCAGAUCUCUAAAUACGAAACUGUAUCGGCGGUCAACGGCACAGUCACCAACAUCGAGCCGCUGAACAACAACACAGAGUUCAGCGUCGCAACGACUUUCCUCAACGGCACCGACGGCACCGUGAGCGCCAAGAAAAUCAUCCUCGCGACUGGCCUUCACGACCUCAUACCCGAUACCCCGGGCCUGCUGGAGAACUGGGGCAAGGGCAUCUUCUGGUGCCCGUGGUGCGACGGACACGAGCACGCAGACCAGUCCCUCGGCCUCCUAGGCCCGCUAGAGGACGCCCCGGGUUUAGUACGCGAGAUCUCGACGCUGAACUCGGACAUCAUCGCCUUCGUGAACGGCACCGACACACCAGAAGCGCGCGCCGCCACCGAGAAGAGCUUCCCGAACUGGGAGAAGUACCUACAGAUCCACAACGUAACGGUCGAGAACCGGACCAUCGCGCGCAUCAACCGCCUCCGCGACGGCGGCGAUCCGCCCGCGGACCCCAGUCUGCCGACAGCCCCCGAGUACGACUUAUUCAGCGUCGACUUCACGGAAGGCGAAUCCGUCGAGCGAGCCGCCUUCUUCACCAGCUUCCCCGACGAGCAGCGCUCCGACGUCGGCGAGAAGCUCGGCGUCACGCUGUACGGCGGCCGUCUCUCCGCCGACAACGCCAAGGGUCUGGCGACGAAUAUCCCCGGCGUAUACGCCAUCGGCGACGCCAACUCGGACAACGUGACGAACGUGCCGCACGCGCUUUUCACGGGAAAGCGAACUGCUGUCUACCUACAUGUGCAACUUGCCCGCGAGGAGGCCGACAAGGAACUAGCAGGGAACGGAACCGCGGUGGCUCGCCGCGAGGAAGAGCUCAACCUGCGGUCCGUCUGGGAACAGAUGAACCCCCGAGAUCUCCUUUACGCUGGAGAAUUCGACCAGUAA
This is a messenger RNA of Daldinia childiae, 1131 nucleotides long. Its product is annotated as putative sulphydryl oxidase protein. The coding region runs from base 1 to 1131 and encodes 376 amino acids. The transcript has 4 exons. The record is from RefSeq and is a predicted model, not a curated record. Lineage: Eukaryota; Fungi; Ascomycota; Sordariomycetes; Xylariales; Hypoxylaceae.